AUGUCGCGGCUCAGCGUCCUGGGCGGGGGCAGCGCCGACCUGGCCUCGCCGGCCCGGCAGCUGCCAGAGGGGAUGCGCGUGGCCGCCCUGCGCGGCGGGUUCACGCACGGGGGUGCAGAGGAGCAGUACGCACUCAGCAGCGUGGACCCGCUGGCAGAUGUCGCCUGUGUGACGCGCUACGGCGUCUACGGCUUCCGUCCCUCCUCCUCCUCGGAGUCUGGCGAGGACGACUCCGACUGGGAGGCCAGUGCAGGCGGCGCGGAUGGUGGUGGCGUCUCGCGAGGCUCCCUGGCAUGCCCACCGCGGGCGCAGCUGCAGGCGCCGGUGCGGCAGCUGAUGCUCGGGGAAGGUGGCCACCCUCAGGCAGCUCCGCUGGUGCAGGUCGCCCAGGCUCCUGCGCAGCAGCAGGCGAGCCAGACUCGCCUCUCCGCUCGGCGACAGGGAGCCGCAUUUCUAUUGCUCCGUGCACAAGAAGGCCCGCCCCGAGAGCGCGCUGACGGACGACGGCCAGGGCAAUCCCGUGUGCAGGCGUGGCGUGGCAAUCCCGUUUAG
Messenger RNA from Prorocentrum cordatum, 552 nucleotides. The record is from the annotation of a GenBank genome assembly. Lineage: Eukaryota; Dinophyceae; Prorocentrales; Prorocentraceae.